GCCUUGCCAUUAUAUCUAGUGACAUUGCCUUGCCAUUAUAUGAAGAUAUAUAGCCUUGCCAUUAUAUCUAGUGAUAUAGCCUUGCAAUUAUAUCUAGUGACAUUGCCUUGCCAUUAUAUGAAGAUAUAUAGCCUUGCAAUUAUAUCUAGUGAUAUAGCCUUGCCAUUAUAUCUAGUGAUAUUGCCUUGCCAUUAUAUCUAG
Molecule: messenger RNA, 201 nt
Organism: Lottia gigantea (owl limpet)
Lineage: Eukaryota; Metazoa; Mollusca; Gastropoda; Lottiidae
Exons: 1
Source: RefSeq, a predicted model, not a curated record